AUGGGAGAAGAAAUCAAAAAACUUACUCGUACAGGUCGUAUCCAAUGGUCUGCUUAUAAUUUGGUGGCCGAAUGGGUAUUAAGAGCAUGGAACCAAGUUAAUAACCCAGAGGCUCAAAAUAAAAAUGGUGAAUAUGUAUAUAUUGAUGAGGAUAAUGCAAGUGACGGCGAAAGUAUUGUUGAUUUAACCCAAAAUGACAAUGGUGAUAAAAAUGAAAACGAAAAUAAUCAGAAUGGCAUUAGAAAUAACCAAGAAGUUUGUGAUGAAGACACAUAUUAUAAUGAAUGGGUGGUUGAGUACGUUAAUUU
Molecule: messenger RNA, 308 nt
Organism: Racocetra fulgida
Lineage: Eukaryota; Fungi; Glomeromycota; Glomeromycetes; Diversisporales; Gigasporaceae
Source: the annotation of a GenBank genome assembly